Molecule: messenger RNA, 6028 nt
Organism: Urocitellus parryii (Arctic ground squirrel)
Lineage: Eukaryota; Metazoa; Chordata; Mammalia; Rodentia; Sciuridae
Gene: Greb1
Product: growth regulating estrogen receptor binding 1
Biological process (GO): multicellular organism development
Source: RefSeq, a predicted model, not a curated record
AGUAGAUGAGCUGGGAGAGCCGCCCCCUCGGGUCUCUGCUGAGCAGAGGCYACAGGGCCCUUCCCUCCUGGUGGCUGCCUGGCCACCCGCCCUGGGCUUCGUGUAGAGUCGGCCUUUCUCACUGAAACCGAAAUGCCGUUCUAACCCGAAGACUCCUUCCUUUCUUUAGAAGAUGGGGAACUCCUACGCCGGGCAGCUGAAGGCCACGCGGUUCGAGGAGGUGCUGCACAACUCCAUCGAGGCCUCCCUGCGCUCCAACAACCUGGUGCCCCGGCCYGUCUUCUCCCAGCUCUACCUGGAGGCCGAGCAGCAGCUCUCCUCCCUGGAAGGUGGCAGCCGAGUGGACAAUGAGGAAGAAGAGGAAGAGGGGGAAGGAGGACCAGACCCCAAUGGUCCCCCCAAUCCCUACCAGCUGCCYCCUGCACCCGAAGGCUGCUGCACCACGGAUGGGUUCUGCCAGGCCGGGAAGGACCUGCGCCUCGUCUCCAUGUCCAGCGAGCCCGUCGACGUCCCCGCAGGCUUCCUGCUGGUGGGGGCCAAGUCCCCCAGCCUGCCGGACCAUCUCCUGGUGUGUGCGGUUGACAAGCGGUUCUUGCCGGACGACAAUGGCCACAACGCUCUGCUGGGUUUCUCUGGGAACUGCGUGGGCUGUGGAAAGAAGGGCUUCUGCUACUUCACGGACUUCUCCAAUCACAUAAACCUGAAGCUGACCACCCAGCCCAAGAAGCAGAAGCACCUGAAGUACUACCUGGUCCGCAAUGCCCAGGGCACGCUGACCAAGGGACCUUUGAUCUGCUGGAAGGGCUCAGAGUUCAGAAGCCGGCAGAGCUCCGCUGGGACUUGCUCCAGCUCUCUCUUCCUGCCGCUGGACAGCUCGGGGCCUCUGGCUGCCUUCCCCAGYGAGUCCGUUCCUGGGACGAACCCCGGCGUCCUGAUGGGAGCCCAACAGGCAGGACCAGCCCCCGACCACCCCUCGCUGACCUCAGCCUCGGGCCCAGCUGUCUUCAACGGCAAAGAUUCCCCCAAGCACCAGCARCUGGCCAAGAGCAGCCUGUCAGCCCCGCCGCGGCCCUCGGCCCUAGGUAUCUUGCCAAACUCCGGGCCCCCCAAAAAACGCCACAAAGGGUGGUCUCCAGAAUCUCCAUCAGCUACAGAUGGCGGCUACUCUCAGAGUAGCGGGAACAGAGCUAAGUAUGAGGGUGCAGGUGUGUCCUGUGUGCCUCAGGCUGGCUUGGUGGGACCAGCCUCAGUCUCCUUUCCCGUUGUGGCCUCUGGAGAACCAGUGUCGGUCCCUGACAACUUGCUGAAGAUAUGCAAGGCCAAGCCGGUGAUAUUUAAAGGCCACGGGAACUUCCCUUACCUCUGCGGGAACCUGAGCGACGUGGUGGUCAGCCCCCUGUUGUACACCUGCUACCAGAAUUCCCAGUCCAUCUCCAGGGCGUACGAACAGUGCGGAGCCUCCAGCAUCCAGCCCAUCUCGGAGGAGAUGCAGCUUCUGCUCACCGUCUACUACCUCGUCCAGCUGGCGGCAGACCAGGUGCCUUUAAUGGAGGACUUGGAGCAGAUCUUCCUCCGCUCCUGGCGUGAGUCGCACCUGACUGAGAUCCGGCAGUACCAGCAGGUGCCGUCCCAGCCCUACCCACCUGCGCCAAGCACCACAACACCAGUGACCUCUGCGCAGCUGCCCUGGUUGGCUGGCCUGGCCGCCAGCUCCUGCAACGACAGCGUGCACGUCAUUGAGUGUGCCUACUCCCUGGCCGAGGGCCUCUCCGAGAUGUUCCGCCUGCUCAUUGAGGGCAAACUUGCCAAGACCAACUACGUGGUCAUCAUCUGUGCCUGCCGGAACGCGGCCAUUGACUCCUGUAUUGCUGUCACUGGAAAAUACCAAGCCCGGAUUCUUUCUGAGAGCCUCCUCAGCCCAGCGGAGUACCAGAGGGAAGUCCACUACGAGCUGGUGACGGGGAAGGUGGACUCCUUGGGGGCCUUUUUUAGCACCCUCUGCCCAGAGGGGGACAUGGACAUUCUACUGGACAAAUUCCAUCAGGAAAAUCAAGGCCAUGUUUCUUCCCCGCUCCCUGCCUCCUCUGUCACUCAAGCAGCAGCCCUGGACGUCAGUGGGACACCUGUGUGCACAAGUUGCCAUCUGGAGCCGCGUGGUGUCCGGCCCUUCCAGCUGGCAGUGGCCCAGAAGCUCCUCUCCCACGUGUGCUCGAUUGCGGACUCCAGCACCCAGAACCUGGACUUGGGCUCCUUCGAGAAGGUGGACUUUCUAAUUUGCAUUCCGCCCUCGGAAGUGACCUACCAGCAGACCCUGUUCCACGUCUGGCAUUCAGGUGUUUUACUGGAGCUUGGCCUGGAAAAGGAGCCCAUGACCAAGCAGCGGGUGGAGCAGUACGUUCUGAAGCUAGAUGCAGAGGCGCAGACGAGAUUUAAGGCCUUUCUGCAAAACUCCUUCCAGAACCCGCAUACGCUCUUUGUGCUAAUCCACGAUCACGCCCACUGGGAUCUUGUGAGUAGUGCUGUUCAUAACCUCUAUUCUCAAAGUGACCCGCCUGUGGGACUGGUGGACCGACUACUCAACUGCAGGGAGGUGAAGGAGGCCCCCAACAUCGUGACCCUUCAUGUGACCUCUUUCCCUUACGCGCUGCAGACACAACACACCCUCAUCAGCCCCUACAACGAGAUCCACUGGCCCGUCUCCUACAGUAACGGAGUGGACUUGUACCAUGAAAACAAGAAGUACUUCGGGCUGUCGGAGUUCAUUGAAUCCACCCUUUCGGGACACAGCCUUCCCUUGCUCAGAUAUGAUAGCUCCUUUGAGGCCAUGGUUACUGCUUUAGGAAAAAGGUUCCCCCGCCUGCACAGCGCGGUGAUCAGGACCUUUGUUCUCGUGCAGCACUACGCCGCCGCCAUGAUGGCGGUGAGCGGCCUCCCGCAGAUGAAGAACCACACGUCGGUGGAGACGCUGGAGAUCACGCAGAACCUCCUCAACGCCCCCAAGCAGUGCCCCUGCGGCCACGGGCUCAUGGUCCUGCUGCGGGUGCCCUGCUCGCCCCUGGCCGCCGUGGCCUACGAGCGGCUGGCCCACGUGCGGGCGCGGCUGGCCCUGGAGGAGCACUUCGAGAUCAUCCUGGGCAACCCCAGCUCGGGCAUCACCGUGGGGAAGCACUUCGUGAAGCAGCUCAAGAUGUGGCAGAAAAUCGAGGACGCAGAGUGGAGGCCUCAGACCUACUUGGAGUUGGAGGGCCUGCCGUGCAUCCUGAUCUUUAGCGGGAUGGACCCGCAUGGGGAGUCCUUGCCCAGGUCCCUGAGGUACUGUGACCUGCGUCUCAUAAACUCCUCCUGCUUGGUGAGAACAGCCUUGGAGCAGGAGCUGGGCCUGGCUGCCUAUUUUGUGAGCAAUGAGAUUCCCUUGGAAAAGGGAGCCAAGAACGAGGCCCUGGAGAGUGACGGGGAGAAGCUGAGCAGCACAGACAAUGAGGACGAGGAGCUGGGGACAGAAGUGUGUUUUGAAGCAGGCUCCGCCUYGGAGAAGAGGAGCCCUGUGAAGAGGGAGCGGUCCUCCUCUCAUGACUCGGCGUCCUCYUCCCUGUCCUCCAAAGCAUCCAGCUCAGCACUCUGCAGCGAGACCUCAGCUCAGGUCUCUGGGCCCCCGCAGGGAGAUCAGGCCAGAUCACCCCCGCCCUGUGGCCCUGCAGAAGAGGCCAGGGCCKCGGGGGAGAAGCCGUGGCUCCGAACAAGUCAGGGUCCACCGAUGGUCAUCAGCAGGCAUGGCCCCGGACACCCCCCGCCAGCAGACUGUGGCCUCAGGACCAGCCAGAGGGGCCUGCAGGUGUCGGUCACAGCUUCCUCCCAGCUGCCCUCCUUGGGCUCCACGGCACCGGCCACUGGCACGCUCGUCCUGCAGGCCUCACAGUGCUCCGUGACCAAGGCCUGUCGGCAGCCGCCCACCGUCUUCCUGCCCAAGCUGGUGUACGACGUGCUCGUGUCCACCGACAGCAGCGGGCUGCCCAAGGCCGCCUCCCUCCUGCCCGCCCCCUCAGUCAUGUGGACCAGCUCCUUCCGUCCCCUGCUCAGCAAGACCAUGACGUCCACAGAGCAGUCCCUCUACUAUCGACAGUGGACGGUCCCCCGGCCCAGCCACAUGGAUUAUGGCAACAGGGCCGAAGGCCGCGUGGACAGCUUCCACCCUCGCAGGCUGCUGCUCAGCGGACCCCCUCAGAUCGGGAAGACGGGCGCCUACCUGCAGUUUCUCAGCAUUUUGUCCAGGAUGCUCAUUCGGCUGACAGAAGUGGAUGUUUAUGAUGAAGAAGAGAUCAACACCAGCCUCCGAGAAGAAUCRGAUUGGCAUUACCUCCAGCUCAGUGACCCCUGGCCGGACCUGGAGCURUUCCAGAAGAUGCCAUUUGACUACAUCAUUCAUGAUCCCAAGUAUGAGGAUGCCAGUCUGAUCUGUGCCCACCAUCAGAGCAUCAAGAGUGAAGACAGGGGGAUCUCCCGGAAGCCCGAGGACCUUUAUGUGCGGCGUCAGACGGCGCGGAUGAGGCUGUCCAAGUACGCGGCCUACAACACGUACCACCACUGUGAGCAGUGCCACCAGUACAUGGGCUUCCACCCCCGCUACCAGCUCUAUGAGUCCACCCUGCACGCCUUUGCCUUCUCUUACUCCAUGCUAGGAGAGGAGAUCCAGCUCCACUUCAUCAUCCCCAAGUCCAAGGAGCACCACUUUGUCUUCAGCCAACCCGGAGGCCAGCUGGAGAGCAUGCGCCUUCCCCUCGUCACAGACAAGAGUCACGAAUAUAUAAAAAGCCCGACGUUCACUCCAACCACUGGCCGACAUGAACAYGGACUCUUUAAUCUCUACCACGCGAUGGAUGGCGCCAGCCACUUGCACGUGCUGGUGGUCAAGGAGUAUGAAAUGGCCAUCUAUAAGAAGUACUGGCCCAACCACAUCAUGCUUGUGCUCCCGAGCAUCUUCAACAGCGCUGGAGUGGGUGCUGCCCAUUUCCUAAUCAAGGAGCUGUCCUACCAUAACCUGGAGUUGGAGCGGAACCGGCAGGAGGAGCUUGGGAUCAAGCCGCAGGACAUCUGGCCUUUCAUCGUGAUCUCAGAUGACUCCUGCGUGAUGUGGAACGUGGUGGACGUGGACUGUGCGGGGGAGCGGAGCAGGGAGUUUUCCUGGUCAGAGAGGAACGUCUCCUUGAAGCACAUCAUGCAGCACAUCGAGGCCUCCCCCAACAUCACCCGCUACGCCCUGCUGGGCAUGCGCAAGUGGGCCAGCAAGACGAGGGGCGGCGAGGUGCGGGAGCCUUUCUCCCGCUGCCAUGUGCACGACUUCAUCAUCCUGAACGUGGACCUGACCCAGAACGUGCAGUACAACCAGAACCGGUUCACGUGUGACGAUGUGGACUUCAACCUGCGGGUGCACAGCGCCGGCCUCCUGCUCUGCAGGUUCAACCGCUUCAGCGUGAUGAAGAAGCAGAUCGCGGUGGGUGGACACAGGUCCUUCCACAUCACCUCCAAGGUGUCUGAUAGCUCCGCGGCGGUCGUGCCGGCCCAGUACAUCUGUGCCCCCGACAGCAAGCACACGUUCCUGGCGGCCCCGGCCCAGCUCCUACUGGAGAAGUUCCUSCAGCACCACAGCCAGCGCUUCUUCCCACUCUCCCUGAAGAACCACAGCCACCCCGUGCUGUCCGUGGACUGCUACCUUAACCUGGGGUCUCAGAUCUCUGUCUGCUACGUGAGCUCCAGGCCCCACUCUCUGAACAUCAGCUGCUCGGACCUCAUGUUCAGUGGGCUGCUGCUGUACCUCUGUGACUCCUUUGUGGCYGCUAGCUUUUUGAAAAAGUUUCAUUUUCUGAAAGGCGCCACGUUGUGCGUGAUCUGUCAGGACCGGAACUCGCUCCGCCAGACAGUUGUCCGCCUGGAGCUGGAAGACGAGUGGCAGUUCCGGCUGCGGGAUGAGUUCCAGACCGCCAAUGCGAAAGAAGACAGGCCGCUCUUUUUUCUGACUGGACGGCACAUCUGA